Molecule: messenger RNA, 1836 nt
Organism: Trichosporon asahii var. asahii CBS 2479
Lineage: Eukaryota; Fungi; Basidiomycota; Tremellomycetes; Trichosporonales; Trichosporonaceae
Exons: 3
Coding region: 1-1836 (611 amino acids)
Source: RefSeq, a predicted model, not a curated record
AUGCUCACCAAGACCCUCGCCGCUCUGGCUCUCGGCGCCGGCGCACUCGCCUCGCCCACACUCGAUCUCGCUCGUCGCGAUGGCUGCACCCUCUCCUGGAACGGCACCGACAUUACUGGUACUCAGGACGGCGGUGCGUGCCGCUACACCGUCCGCUAUGCGACGGCCGGUCGCUGGGAGUACCCCGUUCAUGCGCAGAACCAGACUGGUGUCGAUGCGGCGAAGUUCCCGCCCAUGUGUGCCCAGGGCGAGAAAAACCGCCUUGAGCCGGCCGAAGCCGACUUCCAGCCCAUGAGCGAGGACUGCCAGUUCAUGACCAUCUUCACGCCGGCCAACAUCACCAAGGACUCGAAGCUGCCCGUUUUCUACUGGAUCCAUGGCGGGUCGUACGUCGGCGGCUCGGCAUCCGACAAGGGUCUGAACGGUACCUCGAUGGCCGUCAAUGACGACAUCAUCGUUAUCUUCACCCAGUACCGCCUCGGCAUUCUCGGACAUCUUCCUCCGCCCGUCGCCCCGACCGGCGGCGACCCCAACUAUGCUCUCCACGACAUCAUUACCUCGCUCGAGGUUGUCCGCGACAACAUUGGCGCUGCUGGCGGUGACCCCGCGGCUGUCACGGUCGGCGGACAGUCCGCCGGUGCCUCCAUGACCCGCGCGCUCUGGGCUACCCCUGCCGCCAAGGGGCUCUACCGCGGAUUCAUCAUGCACUCUGACCCGAUCACGAUUGGCACGCAGGGUCCAGACGAGACGGAGGCGCUCCAGAACCUCGUCUACAACAACACGGCCGGCAACGGUACCAUGUUGGCGCAGUUGAACUGCACCGACUUUGCGUGCUGGCAGAAUGCGAAUCUCAGCCUCGUCAUCAACGCCUCGGACACCGUCAACACCCUCGGGCCGAAGAAGGUGUUCAGCGUGACGCAGGGAGAGGUUUUCCGCCCUUCGUACGGCACCAAGUCGCUGCCGCAGGACCCCGCCAACGCUCUGUUCUACAACAACACCAACCUCGCCUUCAACGUCAGCGAGAUCCCGCUCCUGAUCACGACCACCCGCAACGAGUCAGGCUACCUCGUCGACGCUGUUGCGCAGGUGAACAUCUCGGCGAACGACAUGCUGUUCAACCUCUCGCUGCAGUCGUUUGAGCACAACCAGACGCGCGUCGACUACAUUAUCAACUCGGGACACUACAGCAUGCCGAACAACUCUGACGGCCUGCGCGAGGCCCUCGAGGUCGGUAUCACUGACGUCGUAUGGCGCUGCGCGACCCGCGCUAUCGGCCACGAGUGGGCGAGGCAGGGCGGCAAGAUCUGGAUUGGCGAGUGGAACCGUGGCAUCCAGUACACCUUCGACAACGGCACGUACUGCUCGGGCAACAAUGUGGUGUGCCACGGCGACGACGUCUACCCCACAUUCAACAGCCAGCCGACAGACAAGGACUCGGAGGACGAGUACGCCAACUGGGGUGCGCAGAUCCACGGCGCCUGGGCCAGCUUCAUCAAAAACGGCGAUCCGACCAAGGCUGGCCUGAACUGGACGCAGUGGAACGAGAACUCGCCCAAGGACGAUGUGUUUAACAUUGGCCAGAGGAACGAGAUUCGCGAGUGCCCCAAGGACCUCUGGGGAACGGACAAGUUCCCCUGGUACUGGCAGAUCUACUCCAAUGAGACCAUCGUCGACCUCGGAACGGGUAACCACACCGCCGUCGACAAGGAUGACGCCCCGCAGGCUACUGGCUCCGGCCAGAAGAACGGACAGUCAACCGACAAGAACGCUGGCAUGAAGCUCUCUGCCGCGGGCGGCCUGACCCUCUCCGCCAUUGCUCUCUCCCUUCUUCUCUGA